Messenger RNA from Cydia amplana, 531 nucleotides. RefSeq lists its product as uncharacterized. The transcript is spliced from 3 exons. The coding region runs from base 145 to 417 and encodes 90 amino acids. Lineage: Eukaryota; Metazoa; Arthropoda; Insecta; Lepidoptera; Tortricidae. The record is from RefSeq and is a predicted model, not a curated record.
UUGUAAAUUAUGAAUUUGAUAAAUGGUUUUUUUUUUACAGAAAUGGCGAUCCAUAAAAUGAAUCUUCAUAAGAAGAGAACAUUUUGCAGUGCCUGAAGAACUGCUUGAUUGGUGAAUUUAAGAAAACGAAAAGACAACAUAUCCAUGAUGAGAAUCAUUAUAAGCGGUGCGAGCGCGCGGACAGGGGUGGUAGUGUUGGUGGUGGCGAGCAGCGCCGGCGUGUCCGCACGCGUGGCUGGCAAGGUCGGCGGCUACUCGAACAAGAGCAGUGGUAAAUCAACAAGUGGCAUCAACGAGGGAAUCAUCUGGAUCAGCAUAGGCAUGGCGAUAGCGAUAGCCAUACUCAUAGUCAUCGCGCUCUGCUACAUUCUCUGCGAGAAGUGCUCUAAGCGGCGCGCGCACCGCGAGCAAUCAUGACGAUACAAGCAGGAGUUCACGCGCCACGCGCUCUCGGACUCCCUCGUCGACUUCGACUUCCCCCACUACACCCUCUACCCCCAGUACUCCCCCGACGGAAAGGAGUACUACUAC